CCAAGAGUCAAGAAGAAAACCCUCCACUCGAAUUUCAACUGUGUGUAUGCACGGAAGAAAAGGAUGCUGCGAGCUCCGACUCCAACCAGUCAUUCAAAUCAAGCCACACCAGAAAUGGAGCAGCCGCCGCCGCCGCCGCCGCCGCCCCAGUUGAGGUCUUCUUCUUCCUCAGUUUUCAGAAGCCACCACCAUCACUUUCAUCCUUCUCGACCUGCCAUCCUUGAUCUCUUCAACCUCUACUUAGGACUGAAAAAUUCUGGGCAAAAAUCAGAUGAUUCUAUUAGAGAACCUCCGUAAGUGUUGUCUUUUCUUUCUGACAUGUAAAAUUUGGCUGUAGUUUGAAGCACUAUUUUGCGCAUGA
This is a messenger RNA of Nicotiana tabacum (common tobacco), 361 nucleotides long. Lineage: Eukaryota; Viridiplantae; Streptophyta; Magnoliopsida; Solanales; Solanaceae. The record is from RefSeq and is a predicted model, not a curated record.